Molecule: messenger RNA, 960 nt
Organism: Lethenteron reissneri (Far Eastern brook lamprey)
Lineage: Eukaryota; Metazoa; Chordata; Hyperoartia; Petromyzontiformes; Petromyzontidae
Product: P2Y purinoceptor 3-like
Biological process (GO): G protein-coupled receptor signaling pathway; cellular response to pyrimidine ribonucleotide
Cellular component (GO): plasma membrane
Molecular function (GO): G protein-coupled UDP receptor activity; G protein-coupled UTP receptor activity; G protein-coupled ADP receptor activity
Source: RefSeq, a predicted model, not a curated record
AUGAAUAACUCCACCAACGGUUCGAAUGUCAGUUCCCCGUGCGUAGUCGACGAGCAAUACAAGUACAUUUACUUGCCGGUUGCCUACUCAAUCUGCGCUUUCUGCGGGAUAAUCCUCAACGGCUUUGUGCUGUGGAAACUGACACUCAGAACCAAAAAGUGGAAUUCCACCUCGAUAUUCAUGAUCAACUUGGCGGUCGCAGACUUCCUCUACGCCCUCUCGCUAAUGUUCCUGGUCCACAGCUACGUGAACGAAGACGUCUGGAUAUUCGGGGACUUCAUGUGCCGCAUCGUGCGCUUUCUCUUCUACUUCAACCUCUACGGCAGCAUCCUGUUCCUCGGGUGCAUGAGCCUCUACCGCUACCUGGGCAUCUGCCACCCGCUGUCCACGCGUAGCUGGCACAGGCGUAGGGUCACCUUCGCCAUCUGCAUGACCGUCUGGUUGUGCCUGCUGGCCGAGACGGCUCCGUACCUAUACUUCGCGGGAACUUUGGAGCACGCCGGCGGGCAGGCCGACUGCUUUGACUUCGUGCCCGAUCUCACCAAUCAGCACCUGCCGUACGGAAUCGUAAUUGUUCUCACGGGCUUUCUGAUUCCGUUCGUUGCCAUCUUGGUGUUCUAUGCCAGGAUCAUCCACACCUUGAGAAUGUCCAUGAGGGCUGCCGGGUCGAACGUGCAAGCGGGGUCGGCCAUCAAUCGGAGAAAGGCCGUCUACACCAUCGUUGUGGUUCUCACCAUAUUCGUGAUCUGCCACCUGCCGUACAGCACGACCAAAUUGGUUUACGUUGUAUAUGACCGGAUGUACGGAGACUGCCAAGCCGCCAUCGUUUCCAAAUCAUACAAGAUCACGCGUCCCUUCUGUAGCCUCAACUGUGUGCUCAAUCCCCUGCUCUACUUUGUCCCCCGUUCCCGACCAAGGGUGGACAGACCGAUCACUCACGUGGAGACCAUGCCGGACUGA